AUGGCGGAUCAGAUUCCGAGUUCUAGGCCGCUGCAGUUUUUCGUUAGGCUACUCGACGGAAAAUCGAUAACUCUAGCUUUCUCCUCUCCGUCAGCGUAUGGCGAGCAGAUCAAGCAGCGGAUCUUCGAACAGACGAAGAUCCCGACGCAUCUACAGCGUUUGAUAUGCGGAGGAUAUCAGAUCUCCGAUGGAUCCGCAGUUUCUCAGCCCGACGCCACCGUAAAUCUCGUCCUCUCUCUCCGUGGAGGUAAAGGAGGGUUCGGGUCGCUACUUCGUGGUGCGGCGACGAAAGCUGGGCAGAAGAAGACCAACAACUUCGAUGCGUGUAGGGAUAUGAGCGGAAGGAGGUUGAGGCAUGUAAACGCGGAGAAGAGGCUCGAGGAGUGGAAGGAAGGGGAAGAAGAGAGGAAGCUGGAGAAAGUGGCGCAGGAGUUUCUGAAGAAGCAGGCGAAUAAAGUUAAACAAGGUGUUGGCAAUGGAGCUACCCAGAAGUACGUUAAAAAGUAUCAGGAAGAAUCUGAUAAGUGCAUCGAGGCGGUGGAUUUGGCCUUGAAAGAAUCAUUCCAGAAUGGGAAGAGAAAGGGGAAGAUGGUUGCAGAAUCUGAAAAGUCGAAGCGACUCAAAAUAUGGAAGGGAAAGAGAGCUGUUGGAGAUAGUGACAGUGAUGAUAGCAGCGACGAGGAAGAUGAGAAAUCUGUUGUUCUAAACAGUAGUAGUAGCCGAGUUGUUUCGGAUAAGGAUACUGAUGAAAGCUCAGGCUCUGCUAUGGAUGGAGCCCAUUAUGGUGAUAGUUCUGGUAAAGCUUCCUGCAAUAGCGGUUCAGAGGAAGAGAAAGACAGUGUAGUGCACCGAAGUUCAGAUGUUCAAGUAAUGAACGGAGAGAAGAUGGAUGAUUCGCCUGUCGCUGCUGUUGAUGCAGUGGGUCAAACUGAGAAGAAGGAGAAUUCAAGUGGAGGAGACGCAGAAAAUAAUCUAGCCGAGGCAGCUUGUGAAGCGUUAACUACGUCUGUUGAUAAGCAAGAGAAUGAUUCUGAAGUAAAGCCAGGAGGAGCUACAAGAGAAACAGUGUCCGUUGUUGAUCCACUAAACUUUGAGGACUUCAAUUCAGCAAGAGAGAUGGAGGUGAUGGGGAUGGAGAGAUUGAAGAGUGAGCUUCAGUCACGUGGACUGAAAUGUGGAGGGACAUUGCAAGAGCGAGCUGCAAGGCUGUUCCUACUCAAAGCAACACCACUCGAUAAGCUCCCAAAGAAAUUGCUGGCCAAGAGAUGA
Microthlaspi erraticum is the source of this 1269-nucleotide messenger RNA. Lineage: Eukaryota; Viridiplantae; Streptophyta; Magnoliopsida; Brassicales; Brassicaceae. The record is from the annotation of a GenBank genome assembly.